UUGAUGAUGAGUCUCUAGUUGCAGAUAUAGUUGCAGGUUGUACAAGCUUGUAGAAGUGCGGUACAACCCCAGGAAUGACCUGCUUUGGGACCCAUGUCUUCUUCACCAGCUCGCUCCGAGACAUGGCAAUGGUGAAUGCUGUGGAUGAGCGGCGACAUUGUGAAGCGUGAGGUUCAGUACCCACUUGACCAAACUCGGUGAAUUCCCUCAGAGAAUCAUCUCAGCGCUGGGGGGGAUCCAUCUCAUGUGUAUUAAUGCCUGGAAGGACAAUCCGGAGCAGCUGGAUUGAAACGAACGAGAGCAAUCUUUCGGUGUCGUGAGCAAUAUCAUGCAGUGUCGUAUGAUUUUGAGGAUGAGAUGUGCACCGUUUUGAUGUGAUUGCAUCGUCGUGGUGAAGUGAGAGGUUUCACCUAUUCCUGUGAGUUUUUGACGUCGUUGGGGUUGUAGUUCAGACGGGUUUUUUAGACCUCUGAGGCUAUUCUUUAGAGUUGGUGAUACAUGUGAUAUGGUUUAGUUUGUGAGUGCUCAAGUGGGUGCUUAAACCAGGUCUAGUUUCUUAAUUUUUAAUUUUUAGUUUUGGUUUUAGUUUUUUUUGACAACCCUAAAACUAUUUCUUGCUGUGGGCCACAGUUCCCAUCAUCCCGGGAUUGCUUAUUUUAGCUUUUACGCCCUCGAGCAACCUACUAACAUCAUUGAAUUCCAAUUUCGGGUACAUAUUGCGGCCUACGACAAUGACUCACCUGGAAUGUUCUUCCUCGGUGUGUGUUGCUUCCGAGGUGUUCAGCAGUGGUGGCGUCCAAUUUUUUCUAUGUGGCUGCGUGCCGCUCCAGCGCCGCACGAAUAAAAAGCAUCACUGUCAUCGAGCUAGUGCAAGUCAUCGUUGCAAGCUAAAAUGCCGGGCUGCUGUUGGGGUUUCAGUUUUAGCCUUUGAGGUGUGACGCACUGUUUGGGUGAUUUUCUAGGAGGGUUGUUGCCCCCUUGUGGAGCAGUCUGACGAUGCUGCACAAGUUGGAAGAAAAGUGCGGGCGGCGGUGAUGGUGAGGAUUAUUUGCGGUUUGUCACAGUUCUGAUGGGAGCACGGAAUUACCCCGGUGAUGGUGACCUGUGAGAGGGAUGUUCGUACGUAGGAAAAGAGGCAUCACGACUGUUUGCGUGGUGAAUUGUGACCACUACUCGGCUGCCGUGACCAUGUGUCCGAGGCAUUUAUUCUGCUUUGAUGGCGACGAGUCGUGAGUAUUGGUCUGGGGUUUCGGAGUUAACAAUAGUUUCAAUACGGUCAUGGUGGAAUUUUGGAUUCCGUGACCUAUGAGUUCGGUCGACUGUGGUUGUGAUGCCUUUGGGUUGUUGGGUUCGGAUGAUGUGAUUUCGAGGAUAUGGUGAGAGUGCUGAAGCAGUCUAGGUCUGCGAGCGACAGGUCUAGCCAUGAAUGGUUCUGGAGUGAGGAUGGAUCGCGUGAUAAUCGUGUAGGGUAGGUGGUGGUGGAAAGCUGCAAUUUUUUCUGCGAUUUUCAUCGUUUAGGAUAUAGUAUGCGAACUGCGUUGACGGAUCAUUCAGCACUGGUUGAAGGAAGUUGAUUACAUGAGGCUUAAGAAUAGCAUAUGCUGCGAUAUCAGACUUGUGUUCAAAAUUCGAUCGCUAUUGCGAUUGCUUUCUCGACGGUGCACAGUUGGUUAAAUCUCUUGGGCAGCCCGCACGACAAACUUUUCUAUUUGGAAAACGAUUUCUUUCUGAAAGUUUAUGUUGACACGACUGUGGAGCUGAUCUGCAAAUGCAAAUUGUGGCUUGGUUAAUUGGGCUUAGUUUUAGCUCACUGGAAUGAUCCGCUUAUGAUGUCCUAGCUUUCGGAAGAAGCAUUUCAUAGAGGAGGGGUUUUAGCAGACGUUUAGUAGUAGGUGUAUCAAAAAGUCAGCCCAAUGAGGAAGAAAGUGAGAAAGAAAACCCCUCUUCCUGAGAUUCAGGAGGAGGGGCUGUUAACUCCUCUUAGAAGAGGACAGUCUGCAUACGUUCAAUCAACGAGCAUGGACUUCAGAAAAUUCGCCGCCGACUUGGAGUUUGGGCCGCAAAGCGAGUCCUCUCUCACAUCCCAUGUGGAGAUGGCAGCUGCUCUGGUUGAUCAGGCCAUGUUGGGCAGAUGGAUGCCAUUAGCUGUGGUUUAUCACAAAGACUAUGAAAGUGCCAAGCGUGCUUUUCUGAUGUACCAUCGAUUAUCCUUGGUCAGAGGCCUCAUAUACUUUAUAUUGAUGAUUCUGCCAUUUUUUGAGAUUCCAGCAUGGUGUGAUGGCAAUCUGCCGAAACCCUGUGGAGACCCAAGGAAGUACCCACUCAGUGGUUUACCAUUUAUUCAACCGUGGAUAUCCGCGUCUAUUCAGGUGCUAUGUGUAUCGGUGCUAAUCUGGUCAUGUGGCUUACAAUGGCACUUUUUAAGGUCGCAAUUCUGGCUUAAUCGCGUGGGGGUCUACAAGGUGGUGGUUUUGGUGUUAAUGGUGAUUUCCACGGCUGCGUCUUCUUUUGGACUGUCCGAUUUGCGUGGGAUCAAUGUAUCUAUGUACAUACGGCUACUAGUUCCCAUCGUCUUUAGCAGGGCCAUACGAGGUUGCUUUCGGAUGACAAUGCGGAUUAUAAACACUUUCCUGGAUAUAGCGGUGCUGGUGGGGACAUUUGUGUUAAUUUCAGCUUGGCUUGCUACAGCAAUAUUCUCAGAAACCUCUGUUGAAUUUAAGGACUUCAGCACGUCAUUGCUGAACCUUUUUGUCUUACUAACCACUGCAAACAACCCAGUUAUUUGGGCUUCAACAUACAAUGCAAACCGAUUUGCCUUCUUCUUCUUUUUCUUUUACUUGGUUCUGGGCCUCUACUUCCUGAUGAACCUGGCGUUCUCUUUGAUCUACAGCAAUUAUAAAGCACAGAUGGCUGUCGAGGUUGCCAAGCGUAUUACAGCACGACAAGGAAAUUUGAGAGCGGCUUUUAGUUUGUUGGACACUCGCCACCAAGAGUGGAUUGAUGGUGCAACAAUGAUUGCACUUUUCCUUGCCAUUGGUCGCUACAGGCAUAUACCUGAUGUUCGAGCUCGCGCCAGUCGGCUUUUCCUCGCUCUCAAUAAACGUGGAGACUUCAAGAUAUGGUCUGACGAGUUCGAAGAGCUUUGUGAUGUUAUAGCGAAAGAGGUGGAACGACAACCAGAAAGUGCACUUUUGAAGAGGCGACGCAGUAACCCUGACAUGCAUUUUGUGAAACACCCCUUUUACAACUACGUCAUAUGGGCUUUGACCUUGUGCUCUCUAUCAUUUGCUAUUGCUGCACUGAAUGUCUCCGGGACAGUGAAGGAAUUAUUGAUCAAUCUUGAGUUUCUAUUUGGCUGGAUUUUUGUUAUGGAUGGUGUGCUUAAAAUAUAUGGACAAGGCUGGAAAUCUUAUUGGCAUACACAUGUGAACCGCUUUGAUUUCAUUGUCACAAUUCUGAUUUUGGCUGUUCAAGCGGCAUCGCUCUUCUACGUUGAUGUCCGGUCAUGGGUAACAUACCUCAUUAUUGCCCGGUGCUUUCGAGUACUCGCGCUCGUUACCAUGAUCUCUCGCUGGCGCCUAAUGGGUGAAACAUUAGUCCACGUGAUUCCCGCAACUGCUCCGAUCUUGGCACUUCAGUUCCUCGUCUGUUCUUUCUUCUCCCUCCUGGGCAUGCACCUAUUCGGAGGCCUCAUCUACAAAGACAACCCUGCCUUGAAGGAUACUGAGUAUGAACGUCACCAGUUUUAUGCCUUCAAUUUCAAUGACUACGCGGCAGGGAUGGCUACCUGCUUCAACUUGUGCGUGGUGAACAAGUGGUACGUUUUCAUGGAUGCUUAUGCUGCAGUCACUGGAACUCGACUGAGCCGCGCUUAUUUCAUAGCCUUCUGGGCCAUCGCAGUUGCUUUCACCCUCAACGUCGUGGUUGCUUUCUUCGCGGAGGCUUUCACCAGUCAAAUGGAGAAAGCAGAGAAGCUCAAGGCUCGUGAGAAGAGACGCUCUGAGGAGGCUUUGUUGUCCCCCGGAGCGGCUCUGUUGAGGAAGAAGUCCAUUGGCACGGAGCGUGGCUUGCCACAGCGAACGGCAAAGUCUUUGUCAUACUAUGACCUUUAUGAAGAUAUUGUGAAGAAAACUUAGAAACCUCGUGUCCCUCGCCCGGUGACCUCGUCAAAAUUGUUGCACUAGGCUUCGAAAAUUAGUUUGGAACUAGGAUGUCAAUGCAAUCUCUCACUUUGCAGCUAAAUGGCUGCCAGUGGAAGGCUUGAAGUGUAUCAUUGAGCAUUUUAUUGUGUAUCUUAACAUGCUUUAACUGGGUACAAGGAUUAUCUUAUUCUUAUAGGUUGUUUGUUCGCUGGUAGGAGGUGGCACUCGGUACAACUCAGAAUUCCUUUACAGAAAGCCCCCUUUUGAACUGAUCUUGUAGUGUGGUUUGAAUUAUUUCCAUGCAGGACUAUGACAUGACUAUGGAAUCUUGUACCAUCACCUGUAAUUGAUAUUGAAUAAGAAAUACAAUACACGAUUAAAAUCCUUAA
This is a messenger RNA of Physcomitrium patens, 4531 nucleotides long. RefSeq names its product two pore calcium channel protein 1. Gene Ontology annotation, molecular function: voltage-gated calcium channel activity. The record is from RefSeq and is a predicted model, not a curated record. Gene Ontology annotation, biological process: monoatomic ion transport; transmembrane transport. Gene Ontology annotation, cellular component: membrane. NCBI's taxonomy places the organism in Eukaryota, Viridiplantae, Streptophyta, Bryopsida, Funariales, Funariaceae.